Molecule: messenger RNA, 3105 nt
Organism: Cricetulus griseus (Chinese hamster)
Lineage: Eukaryota; Metazoa; Chordata; Mammalia; Rodentia; Cricetidae
Source: RefSeq, a predicted model, not a curated record
AUGGGGCUACAGCAACCGCAAAUACAUCUUGAGAAAAGAGAUGGUGUUACUGUGAGUGAAGACUAUGGCACAGGCCUCCUUGAAAACAAGCUCUGUGUGGAGGAUUUUGUGAAGAUACAACAGGUCUUUGAGGUACCCAGUCCCAAUCAAACCAUUUGUAUGCCCAGGGAAGAAUUCAUACAGAAGAUGACAGAGACUGUAGGUUGUGGCACAAAGGAAGAAUUUGAAGAACUCUUUGACAAAGUGGAUGUGGCCCGGGAUGGCUUCAUUGGCUGGGACAAGCUGACUUCAUUUAUCCUUCUAUCGCUUUAUGAAAGAGAUGAACGAGAAAAGGCAACAGUGGUUCCCCAAUGGAAGGAUCUUGAGUUCCUCCCAGGAAAACACAAGGAUACCAUUCAGAAAGUAGUUUUCUUAAAAAGUUCAAGUCGUUAUUUGACUAUUAGCAAGGAAGGCUUACUAGGAGUCUGGGGAGAGAACUUGAAGUUGCAAAAAGCACUUCCUAUCACUGCAGAUGCUGCCAAACUCAAACACCUCUGGGUGACAAGUUUGGUUUCUCUGGAAAAUGUUAACAAGAUAGCAGUGGCUUUUACAAGCAGAGAGAUUUGUUUCUAUGAUCUACUGUCCAAAGAAGAAUUUCCUUGUCAAUAUAAACUCCAAGGCCUGAGAGGAACUCCCAUUUGCAUGGAUUAUUGGUAUGAUCCUCUUGAUCCUAAAGAAUCCAUCCUUUCUUUUGGGGAUAUAACUGGAAAGGUUCAAGUGAUAGUUUUCACAGCAGCUGUCAUUUCCCUUUUUGAACGGCCUGCUAAUGCAUGUGAUGAUGAAGAAGCAACAAUGACCAUCGACUGGGCAGACUUGCUCUCUGGAUGUCACAAAUGUUGCUACAUAUUACAGCACACACUUCAUCAUUGAGACUGGGUCAGGCAAGUUUCUUACAAUGCCUCUUUAGAUGCUUUCAUUUCCAGUACAACCAGCAAUACAAAUACUGUGGUGCUAGCAUGGAGAGAGAAGUCAGAGAAACUCCUUAAAAUGACAUCUUUCAACAUUGCCCAGGGCAUUCACGCUUUUGAUUACCAUUCUCAGCUCAAUUUAAUUGCAACAGCUGGCAUCAACAACAAAGUCUGCCUUUGGAAUCCCUAUGUUAUUUCUAAGCCAGUUGGUGUUCUGUGGGGUCAUUCAGCCAGUGUCAUAGCAGUCCAAUUCUUUGCUGAAAGAAAACAACUUUUCAGCUUUUCCAGAGAUAAAGUUCUGAGACUCUGGGAUAUUCAACACCAGCUGUCCAUUCAAAGGAUAGCUUGUUCUUUCCCCAAAAGUCAAGACUUCAGGUGCCUUUUCCACUUUGAUGAAGGCCAUGGACGACUUUUCAUCUCCUUCAAUAAUCAGCUUGCCUUGUUGGCCAUGAAAAAUGAAGCCAGCCAGAGGGUGAAGAGCCAUGCAAAAGGGGUUACCUGUGUCCUUUACAAUUCCCUCCUGAAGCAGGUAAUCAGCUCUGAUAUGGGGUCUACUGUUUCCUUCUGGAUGAUAGAGACUGGGCAGAAAAUCAAACAGUUUUCUGGUUGCCAUGGCAAUGCAGAGAUCAGCACUAUGGCCCUGGAUGCAAAUGAGACUCGGCUUUUGACUGGCAGCACAGAUGGGACUGUAAAGGUGUGGGAUUUUAAUGGAUAUUGUCACCACACCCUAAGUGUUGGGCAAGAUGGAGUUGUGGAUAUCUCACAGAUCCUGGUUCUUAAGAAGACUAUCCUGGUUGUGGGCUGGGAGAGAGCAGUUACUGUGUUUCGACCCCAGAACUUCAAUCAGUUUUCCAUCCAGCCUGAAGAGUGGAAGGGGGGAAUCCAUCACCAAGAUGACAUCUUGUGCGCUGCAUUUUUACCCCCGCAAACUCUUGCUACAGGGAGCUAUGAUGGAGAAAUUGUUCUGUGGAAUAGCAGCACAGAAAAUGCUCACCAUGUCCUUCACCCUGAUUACCAGAGGCAGCUAACAUCCAAAUUAGACCCAGAACCCCAAAAGCUUAAUGCCAAUAGAAGCUGUUCAGUGCCCUGCUUCGAAGAGCAGGCCACACUGGCUGCUCAAAAUUUUGAGAUUGACACAGAAGGUAAUAAUGCUGUUAUGAAGCUUUGCUUCCUUCAAGCAAGAAAAAACAAUGCAGCAACAGGAGGUGCUAACCUUGUAUCAUGUGGAGCAUCUGGUUAUGUCAGGUUCUGGGACACAUUUAAGAAAGAACUUCUGGCUGAAUUUUUGGCUCAUGCUGGAGUUGGAUCCAUUGUUAUGUCUACUGAUAAACAAAAUCAAUACCUUGCCACUGGAGAUCCUGAUGGAUGGUUGAAAAUCUGGAAUAUAGAGGACUAUUGUACUAGUUCCACGGGGAACAAAAUCACCCAAUCUCCAACUUUGCUCAGAUCAUUUCAACCUCAUGAAGACCGGAUAAGUUCCUUGCAGUUGUGUGUGUCAUGUGAUCAUUUGCUUAUCAUUUCCUCCUCUGCAGACUGCAGUGUCUGUGUUACUGGACUUUGCAAUGCCCCUGCCUUGAUCUUUGGCCAGGCAAGCCAUUGGGAUAUUGAAAGCUAUUUUUCUUUUCCUACAAGAGAUACUAAUUUAGUAGAAAGUAAAAGUCAAGAGGAAAGCAUGAAAAUAAGUCCUUUAUUUUCUAAAGAGGAGUCAUGCUUAGACUCAACAGAAGACUCUCUACUUACUGAGGAAAAUAAAGAUGAUUCACUACACAUUAUCAGAUCAUCAGAAGAAAUAAAUUUCAGCCUGAAAUAUAAGAACAGAAAUAUGCAUAAGAAAAAAGCACAUAAACCUUGCUAUCGUGAAAUUAUAGAAAAAUCAGCCAGCACCUUUAGGUCCUUAAGCCUUAGCAGAUUGAAAGAGCUGCCUGAAGUGAAUAAACCUGCAUUUCUUCUAGACCCUGACAAGUACUUUAAGGAAGAGCCAGAGGAAAAUGAGCCCCAAGUUCCGGAGCUUCCUUUGCUCUCUGAAACUUUGAAAGCUGUAUUUGAUGAGAAACACCUGUUCCCCAAAGAAAUUCUUGAUCAUGAAAGACAAGACAAGCAAUUGUAUCAAGGAACAAGUGGUGACAUGAAGAUAAAAAGAAACAAGAAGCAAUUAUGA